Alosa alosa (allis shad) is the source of this 2106-nucleotide messenger RNA. Its product is annotated as polyunsaturated fatty acid lipoxygenase ALOX15B-like. Gene Ontology annotation, biological process: lipid oxidation; linoleic acid metabolic process. NCBI's taxonomy places the organism in Eukaryota, Metazoa, Chordata, Actinopteri, Clupeiformes, Clupeidae. The record is from RefSeq and is a predicted model, not a curated record. Gene Ontology annotation, molecular function: iron ion binding; oxidoreductase activity, acting on single donors with incorporation of molecular oxygen, incorporation of two atoms of oxygen; protein binding. Bases 80 to 2083 code for a protein of 667 amino acids. The transcript has 15 exons.
GAACAAUCCGCCUUCAAGACUCCUUUCGGAAUCAACAGAUCACUACACUAUCACUGCGACUUAGAAUUAAGGAACAGCUAUGGUGUCCUACACAGUGACAGCACACACAGGAAACAGACUUCUGUCUGGAACCACCAGUCGCGUCUGCAUCCAGCUACGGGGCACAGAUGCCGAGAGCGACGAGGAGAGUCUCAACCGCUUUCAGGGCUUUUGGCAGGGAUCGGUGAGAAAAUUUAGGGUAUGCUGCAAAGAGUCAGUGGGAGAGCUUAUAUCAAUCAAGCUCUGUCUCAAGCCAUUCAUGGGCUAUUACAACGAGUGGUUCUGCGACAAGAUUUCUGUCAGGACACCUGAGGGCGAUGACAUUUUGUUUCCAUGCUAUCGCUGGGUUGGCUGUGAUGAGAAUAUUGUGUUAAGACCUGCCAAAGCAAGUCUCACGUUCCAGGACACACAUCCCAUAGCCCAGAGACAAAGGAUGAGACACCUCCAAGAGCACCGUGAGACUUUUAGGUGGCGUGUGUACGCCGAGGGCAUGCCCCAGUGUGUUGAUUUCGACACUUCCCUUGCUCUGCCGGCCGAGGUUCAGUUUUCUUUCACAAAGGCGACCGAUUUCUUCACCUCUGCAGGCAAACAGCUAAGUGCUCUGAAGCUAACUGGGUUGGCCGACUGCAGACGAUCGUGGGAAAGCAUCAAUCAACUGGACGUGAUCAUCUGCGAGAACAAAAACCCAACCAUUGGAUAUGUAGAGGACCACUGGGACGAGGAUGAGUUCUUUGGCUACCAGUUCCUGAAUGGCCUCAACCCCAUGGUGAUCAAGCGCUGCUUAAAGCUGCCCGAGAACUUCCCCGUCACAGAGGAGAUGGUCAAGCACUACAUGCGAGGGUGCACCUUGGAGCAGGAGAUGAAGAAAGGGAACAUCUUCCUGUGUGACUACAAGAUGUUGGAUGGGCUUGUGGGAAAUGUAGUUGCUGGCAGGCAGCAGUACCUCACCGCUCCCCUGGUCCUGCUCUACUGCAACCCUCAGGGUCUGAUGCUGCCCAUCGCCAUACAGUUAAAGCAAAAGCCUGGCCAAGACAACCCCAUCUUCCUUCCAUCGGAUUCCAAGAGUGACUGGCAACUGGCCAAACUCUUUGUGAGGAAUGCUGAGUUCGGCGUUCACGAGGUCGACUUUCACCUGCUGAGAACUCACCUACUGGCUGAGGUGUUUACCGUGGCAACGUUGCGGAACCUUCCCUCACCACACCCCCUCUUCAAGCUCCUCUGCCCCCAUAUCCGAUACACACUCCAGAUCAACAUCUUGGCCCGCAACCAGCUCAUUUCUGAAGACGGAGUUAUCAACAUCUAUGCAGGAGUUGGCGGAGAGUCAUUGCAGAAGUUGCUGAGGCGUGCAACAACUGCGCUGACCUACAGGUCCCUCUGUCUGCCUGAUGACAUCUCUGAGAGAGGCCUGGAGAACGUCCCCAACUACUACUACAGAGAUGACGGCAUAAAACUGUGGAACAUCAUUAACAAGUCAGUUGAGCGCUUCUUGACCCACUACUACGAAUGUGAUGCAAACGUGCAGGCAGACACAGAGCUGCACAGCUGGAUCAGCGACAUUUUCACCCAUGGGUUUCUGGCACGGGAAAGCUCAGGUGUACCAUCAUCUUUUCAGACAGUGGCGGAACUCAUCAAGUUUGUCACCAUGGCAAUCUUCACUGUAUCUGGCCAACAUGCCUCAGUCAACAACGGACAGUUUGACUACGGUGGCUGGAUGCCCAACUUCCCCUUUGCCCUCAGAAAGGCCCCUCCCAAGGAGAAAGGCCAGACCACGGAGGCCACCAUCUUGGAGACCCUACCUGAUGUGGGCACGACAGUGAAUGGAAUGGCUUUCUUGCGUCUGUUAAGCACAAAGUCUCAAGACCAUUACCCGCUGGGAUGUAUCCCAGAAGAUAUGUAUGAUGCAGCGGUUCCUUGUAAUCUCAUUGAGGAUUUUCAGAAGGAUCUGAAGGAGUUGUCGGCUCUUAUCGAGGAGCGGAACAAAAAGGUGGAGCUUCCCUACACCUAUUUGAACCCCGAAAAUGUUGACAACAGUGUGGCCAUUUGAGAGGGUUUCGGAGCUAAAUUUGU